GAAUUUACGCUGAGCUUCAUUUCUUUGAAUCUGGAGAAAAUCGUCAUGUCUGUCCUGUCCGAAAGCCUCAGUCUUCACAAGACAGUCAGGGAGCACUAUCUGUCUCUUGCCAGUGGUACAGAGUGCCAGGUGACGUACGUUUGGAUUGAUGAAGCAGGAGAAAAGCUACAAUGUAAAACCAGGACUCUGAAAAAAGAACCAACAGGACUCAGAGAUAUUGCAGAAUGGGAUACGGUCUGGUUAGAUUGUGGGACUUUAAUCGAAGUCACUUUGGUCCCGGUGAAAAUGUUUCGAGAUCCUUUCAUUCUUGACCCCAAUAAACUGGUGCUGUGUGAAGUGGUUGACAGCAACUGUGUGCCCAAAGGUAACAUAGAACUCAACAAUCGUUCAAAAUGUGCUAAAGUCAUGGAGGCAGUAAGAGAAUUUCAGCCCUGGUUCGGGAUGGAACAGGAGUACACACUGUUUGGUUUGGAUGGACGUCCCUUUGGUUGGCCUCCUUUGGUUGGAUUCCCAGCAAUAGCGAAUUGUGCUGUGGGCAUUGACAGAGUGUAUGGGAGAGACAUUUGUAUAUGUCACUAUAAAGCCUGUCUGUAUGCUGGUGUAAGGAUCUGUGGCACAAAUGCAGAAGCAUUAGCCUCCCAGUGGGAGUUCCAGGUCGGCCCAUGUGAAGGGAUUGAAAUGGGGGAUGAUCUGUGGAUGGCCCGCUACAUUUUGCACCGUGUCUGUGAAGACUUUGGAGUUGUUGCCUCCUUGGAUCCUAAACCCAUCGAGGUCGACGUUGGUACAGCAGGCUGUCACACCAACUUCAGCACCAAGGAGAUGAGGAGCCCAGGGGGACUUCAGUACAUUAAAGAUGCAAUCAGAAGGCUGAGCAAGCGUCACUCUCAGCACCUCCGUGUUUACGAUGCACACGAUGGCGCCGAUAACAUGAGUCGCCUCACCAGUGAACUCACCACCUCCAGUUACAAUAAAUUCUCUACAGCAAUAGCCUCUCGUGCUGUUAGUGUUCGCAUCCCUGGCCAUGUCAGUCGGAUGGGCUGCGGGUACUUUGAGGACAGACGUCCUGCUGCCAACUGUGACCCUUACACUGUGACGAGAGCUUUGGUUGAAACCUGUCUGCUGGAAACUCCUGGGAAAGAUGAUGAUGUGCAAUAAUGUAUUGCCAACU
Molecule: messenger RNA, 1168 nt
Organism: Perca fluviatilis (European perch)
Lineage: Eukaryota; Metazoa; Chordata; Actinopteri; Perciformes; Percidae
Product: glutamine synthetase-like
Exons: 6
Coding region: 46-1155 (369 amino acids)
Cellular component (GO): cytoplasm
Molecular function (GO): glutamine synthetase activity
Source: RefSeq, a predicted model, not a curated record